Molecule: messenger RNA, 1273 nt
Organism: Dioscorea cayenensis subsp. rotundata (Guinea yam)
Lineage: Eukaryota; Viridiplantae; Streptophyta; Magnoliopsida; Dioscoreales; Dioscoreaceae
Product: GDSL esterase/lipase At1g33811-like
Molecular function (GO): hydrolase activity, acting on ester bonds
Source: RefSeq, a predicted model, not a curated record
ACUUCAAAGAAAAAGAAGAAGAAGAUGAUGGUCAUGCAAAGGCAUGCAAGGUUGAUGAUGUUCUUUGUGAUGUCCCUUGUUAAGGUCACUAGUGCAUGGUCUACCCCACAAGUGCCUUGUUUCUUCAUCUUUGGUGACUCACUUGUGGACAAUGGCAACAACAAUGCCCUUCUCACUCUUGCCAGAGCUAAUUAUAUGCCUUAUGGCAUUGACUUCUCUGAGGGUUCUUCUGGACGGUUCACCAAUGGCAGAACCAUGGUUGACAUCUUAUCACAAUUGCUCGGCUUUCGGAACUACAUUCCGGCAUAUGCCAAUGCUAGAACACCAUCUGAAUUCCUCCGAGGCUUGAAUUUCGCCUCCGGUGCUGCCGGAAUCAGAGAAGAAACUGGAGACAACCUGGGUCAACAUUACUCUUUCACGGAACAAGUAGAGAAUUUUGGCAAUGCAGUGAGAGUGAUAAGGAGAAUUUUCAGAGGAAAUACAGCUAGAGUUGCAGAUCAUCUUAGCCAAUGCAUCUUCUUCUCAGGAAUGGGUAGCAAUGACUACUUAAACAACUACUUCAUGCCUAAUCUUUAUUCAUCUAGUUAUGAAUACAGCCCCAAAACUUUUGCUUCAAUUUUACUGGAAGAGUACACAAGACAACUCACUAAUGUGUAUAACUUGGGAGCACGAAAAGUGGCAGUCAUCGGUGUUGGGCAGAUUGGUUGCAUUCCUUAUGAGUUAGCACGGUAUAACACCAAUGAUAACAAUAACGGAACUCAAUCUCAUUGCAACAACAAGAUCAACAAGGCUAUUGCCAUCUUUAACAAGGGCCUAGUAAAGAUGGUCAAUCGGUUUAACGAUCAAUUCCCUGGUGCUAAAUUCAUCUAUGUUAAUACGUUUGAAAGCUCGAAAGACCUUGUCGAAAAUGCCUCAUCAUAUGGAUUUGAAGUGAUCGACAAGGGAUGUUGCGGAGUGGGGAGAAACAAUGGACAAAUAACUUGCCUCCCACUACAACAACCAUGCCAAGAUCGAAGAAAAUACUUGUUCUGGGACGCAUUCCACCCGACUGAAUAUGCAAACAUAAUCUACGCAAAGAAGGCUUAUUCUUCGACAUCAAAAAGCGAAGUUUACCCGGUGAAUAUCAGGCAACUGGUCAUGGCUUGAAAUAUGAUUGAUGCUUAAUUAUUUUCCAUUUCCGUACUAUGCAUUAGUUUUUCCUUCGAUAAAGUCUUUUCUUCAUUGAGAAAACUAUUUGUGAUAUCACUCACAAUUAAGUACUAUAUUAAUUUGA